GCUGACAAAACGAAGUAGACAUGCGUUCUACGACCGGGCUAGCUGGCGUGAAGGAGGCGUUAUUUGUGCGUGGCGUUCUGUCGUUCAUAGCGCCCGAGACGAGUGGGGCGAAGAUCAAGGUCCUUGAGGACAACAAGGGGGCUCUCGCCUUAAUCGAGAACCCGUUCAGCUCAGCGAGGAGCAAGCACAUCGACGUGCGGUUCCAUUUCAUUCGCGAGCUAUUCAAGUCGGGCAAGAUCACUGCAGAGUAUGUUCCGACUGGAGAGCAGCACGCCGACAUGCUGACCAAGGUCCUUGGCAGAGAGAAGUUAGAGUACCACCGGAAGGCUCUAAUGAACCUACCGAUGUAG
This is a messenger RNA of Ectocarpus sp. CCAP 1310/34, 350 nucleotides long. The record is from the annotation of a GenBank genome assembly. NCBI's taxonomy places the organism in Eukaryota, Phaeophyceae, Ectocarpales, Ectocarpaceae.